CCCACGUAAACCCUUCAGGCUGAGAGGAGAUGUUCGGCAGUUUCUUUGUGAGGAUGGACAGUUAGUUAGCCCCGUCAGUACUCCAAUGGAAGCUCCAGUCACAGCUGCCCCUCCUCCCAACUCCUCCACUCUGCCUCCCCCGUUCCCCUUGCAGCCGGCCAUCGCCCCCUCGGUCCAGCUUGGCUUCACUAUCCUCUACACCACUCUGUACGCCGGACUGUUCCUGGUGGUGUACGUCCAGCUCUGGCUUCUCUACCUCUACAGACAUAAAAGAUGGAGCUACCAGAGUGUGUUUCUGUUCCUCUGCCUGCUCUGGGCGGCCCUCCGCACCACCCUGUUCUCCUUUUACUUCCGUAACGCUCUGGAGGCUAACCACCUACCUGUGGCAGUCUACUGGCUGCUCUACUGCUUCCCUGUCUGUCUGCAGUUCUUCACUCUCAGCCUUAUUAACCUGUAUUUUACUCAGGUGUUACUCAAAGUGAGAGAGCUUUACAGCUCAGAGGUGGACAGAGGACUCUGGCUGGCACGAUGCAUGUAUGGUGCACUGAGCGCCAUCUUCCUCUGCGUCAAUGUGGUCUGUGCGGCUCUCGAGGACAGAGGUGCUGCCGAUAGGUCAGGGGAGUGGACCUGGAAUCUGGUCCUGGUUCGAGUUCUAGUCAACGACUUGCUCUUCAUCCUGGAUGCGGUGUUACUGGCCGCCUCGCUGCUGCUCCUGACGAGACACUCGCGCUCCACCAGCCCCUACCUGAUCAGCACGGGGACCACAGUGUGCCGUACAGCCGCUCUGGGAGCAGCAGUGAUCUUGUUGUAUGCCAGUCGAGCCUGCUACAACCUCACAGUCCUCAUUCUGUCUCAGAGCCACCGGGUGGAGUCAUUCAACUUUGACUGGUACAACGUCUCUGACCAGGCUGACUUGCGUGUUGAACUGGGCGACCGGGGCUACCUGGUCUUUGGCGCCAUCCUCCUCAUAUGGGAGCUGCUCCCGACCAGUUUACUCCUCCUCAUCUUCAGAGUUCGCCGGCCUACUCAAGAGAGCAGCAGCAUGGCCAUCAACAACAGGAUCCUACCUCGUCCAUAUUUCUUUGAUGACCCUCAAGGCAGCGAUGAGGAUGCACCUGUUCCGUGGGAACGCAGUUCGCAUCCACAUGCAAGCUGGUACGGAUCAGAGACCGCGCCGCUCCUGUUUGCCAGCAAUCCUCCAGACCAGAACCACCAGCACCACACCUUCUACUCCACUCCCCAGAACUGACCCCGACUCCUCGCCGCUAUCAGGGUCGUCGUGUCCUGGAUGACAUUUAUCUCGAGGACGAGCGACACACAGCUACCACUCAGUAGCAACCCCCCCUCCUUCCCUCCCCUGCAGUGUUUUUGCACUGAAAACCUCAGGAAACCACCACUGAACAGUGAAUAUGCACCUUGUAGUUUUUGAACAGAGAAUAUAUAUUUAAAUCGUAGCUCAAAGGGAACACACUUUGGUGGGAACAACCAAACAUUGUGCUCAGUGAUCUCCUUGUGAAGGUUAAGCUGAGAUUGUGUCAGUUUGUUAGCUUGUUUUAAAUAAGUCCAUGUCCCAUUGUUGAAUUAAAAAAAACCAACUAGCUCUUACAAAGUCCUAAAAAUGGCACAUUUAGCUUUGUUAGCAUUCCUUAAUUAAAUGAACCCACGUUAUGUAAUGUAGCUCAAAAGCUCACAGCUGUUUUGUGAAGGUAACUUUUCUCUUACACUGUUUAAAGUGUAUAAGAAAUUGACUAAAAUACAAAAUAUCAACUCUUUUUUGGCAUUUUUUUAAAGACCAGUCAUUUCUUUUGACAGCUUUAAUAAAUAUUUCCACAUCCACAAGUUCUGUUUUUUUUAAAUCUCAGACUUAAACAUCUCUGCAGGUAUUCACAUCGCUCAACUGUUAUUUUUUGUUUAAUAAGUUACCUUUCAGGCCAAUGUCUGCUGUUCAUUUUGUUUCUCACAUUUUAGUUUCAUAAAUUUACAUUUUUAGUGUUGAUUUUUAUUCCCUUCCUGUGUAAUUUUAUUUUGAUUUAAGCUUAACUUAUUUGAAACCAAUUAAGAAAAAUCAAAUGUUAUUCUCCUUCAUGUCUUUACUGGAAUGAGGCUUCCUCUUAGCGAGUCACUCAACUGUGGCGUUGACUUUACCUCGUAACUAUUUACUAUGUAAACAACAAACUAAUAAAAACAUCAAAACAAG
This is a messenger RNA of Morone saxatilis (striped sea-bass), 2197 nucleotides long. It is a transcript of the gene gpr137, whose product is annotated as G protein-coupled receptor 137. The coding region runs from base 86 to 1249 and encodes 387 amino acids. The transcript is spliced from 7 exons. Gene Ontology annotation, cellular component: lysosomal membrane. The record is from RefSeq and is a predicted model, not a curated record. Gene Ontology annotation, biological process: positive regulation of TORC1 signaling. Lineage: Eukaryota; Metazoa; Chordata; Actinopteri; Moronidae.